Messenger RNA from Striga hermonthica, 522 nucleotides. Lineage: Eukaryota; Viridiplantae; Streptophyta; Magnoliopsida; Lamiales; Orobanchaceae. The record is from the annotation of a GenBank genome assembly.
AUGAUGCCCAAUAAUGAAAAUCCAGGUGGAUCAUCUCGCCAGCCGGGCCCACAACCGAGCCGUUACGAGUCUCAGAAGCGCCGAGAUUGGAACACGUUUGGUCAGUACCUCCGCAACCAUCGGCCGCCCGUGGGCCCACACGAGUCGGGCUACACCCACGUGCUCGACUUCAUGCGCUACCUCGACCAGUUCGGAAAGACUAAGGUCCAUGUGGACGGGUGCCCGUUUUUCGGGCAGCCCGACCCACCGGGCCCAUGCGUCUGCCCGCUCAGGCAGGCGUGGGGCAGCCUCGACGCCCUCGUGGGCCGUCUCCGUGCGGCGUACGAGGAGAACGGGGGGCUGCCCGAGUCGAACCCGUUUGCCGACCGGGCGGUUAGGGUUUAUUUGAGGGAGGUAAGGGAGGCUCAAGCAAGGGCCCGAGGAAUACCAUAUCAGAAGAAGAAAAAGAGGAGGCAGAAGCCCGAUAGCAAGGGGGAUCGGGCCGGGCCGCCCGAGGAAGAGUCGUCGUCGUUCGGGGUAUAA